Bufo bufo (common toad) is the source of this 2870-nucleotide messenger RNA. RefSeq names its product E3 ubiquitin-protein ligase TRIM39-like. The transcript is spliced from 2 exons. Lineage: Eukaryota; Metazoa; Chordata; Amphibia; Anura; Bufonidae. Gene Ontology annotation, biological process: protein ubiquitination. The coding region runs from base 1 to 1542 and encodes 513 amino acids. Gene Ontology annotation, molecular function: protein binding; ubiquitin-protein transferase activity; zinc ion binding. The record is from RefSeq and is a predicted model, not a curated record.
AUGGCGUCUGCUGAGCUGAGAGACGAGCUGAACUGCUCCAUCUGCCUGAACAUCUACACAGACCCCGUCACCCUGAGGUGCGGACACAACUUCUGCCGGGGGUGCAUCGAUCGUGUGUUGGAUUCACAGAGGAGGUCAAGAGUUUAUAACUGCCCUGACUGCAGGCAAGUGUUCAAUCAGCGGCCAUCACUGUGCAGGAACGUUACUCUGAGAAGUAUAGUGAAGCAUUUCCAGCCUCCACCUGGACAAAAAGGAAAGGCCGGGGUCAUCUGCACCUAUUGUCUACACUGCCCGGUACCUGCUGUGAAGUCUUGUGUGUUGUGUGAAGCUUCUUUAUGUGGAAGACACCUGAAAGCCCACAACAAAUUGCCGGAACACGUCUUGAUUGAGCCCACCACUUCCUUGGAGAACAGAAAAUGCUCUACUCACAAGAAGAUCCUGGAGUAUUACUGCCUCAAAGAUCAGGUGUGCAUCUGUGUGUACUGUCGGGUUGAUGGAGACCACAAUGGCCACCAAGUUCAGUCUCUGGAUGAAGCCUCUGAAGAGAAGAAGAAGAAACUGACAAAGGUUCUGGAGACACUGACCUCGAAGAAGAAGGAGGCUGAGACAAAAAUCCAGAAUCUACAAGAACGCCUGAAAAAAGAAAAGGGCAAGGCAGCUAAGAUAAAAGGUAAAGUCAAGACUCUGUUCACAGACCUUAGAAAACAAUUGGAGGACGUGGAGAGAAGGGUCCUCGGUGAGAUCUCUGGGCAGGAAAAGCAGGUAUCAGUCUUCAUCUUGGACCAGAUCCAACAGCUGGACAUAAAGAAGAAACAUCUGUCCAAUAAAAUGGGUAAAAUUGAGGAGCGAUGUAAGAUGACUGAUCCCAUAACUGUCUUACUAGACCCGAAAUGUGAAAACAAUUGGGUUCAAGAGGACCACAAUGAUCAGAAGGUUGAAGGUACAGCUGACCUAGAUGAGGACCUGAUCAAAAAGACCAUACAUGAACAAGUAUCUAAUGUGAUAGCCCAUAUCAACCCCUGGCUGUUUUUGCUGGACCCUGUGAACCUCUCGUUGGAUGUAUAUACAGCUGCUAAUAAUCUACGUAUAUCAGAAGACUUGAAGACUGCAUCGUUGACUUAUGUAGAAGAAGAACGGCCCCCUUGCCCAGAUUGGUGUCGAAGAAAUGAGGUUUUAAGCACCCAGUGCUUUUCAUCCAGGCGACAUUAUUGGGAAGUUGACAUCAGUAAACUGGGAAACUGGAGAUUGGGUGUGACCUACCCCUAUCGAAAUGGUGCCCAUGGGGCCUCCUGGACUUUGCGGAGGAAUUAUAACCAGUGUUUAGCCGUUCAUAAGAGUAGCAUUGUCCGUUUGUCCUAUAACUUAUGCUGUCAGAGGUUCGGGGUGUAUCUGGAUUACGAGGCCGGGCAGCUGUCCUUUUACCUUCUGGAUGACCCCAUUAGACAUCUGCACACCUUCACUGCCACCUUUACUGAGCCAGUCCAUGCUUUAUUCUGGAUAAAUAAUGAAGACUGCGCUGCUUGGGUCAAAAUCAAAAGCUGAAGGACCUACCUGUAGGUCUCUUGAAGGUCACUGAAGCUUCACCUCUAAUGGUUGUCUGUUAUCUGAUUGUCCCCACUUGUAAAGGAAGCCAUUCCAGUAAUAACCUAUCUGAUAAUUUAACCAGAGCCGAUGAUGUCCUGUGCGGUACCUCAUAGUCCACAAUGGCGUCUGCUGAUCUGAGAGACGAGCUGAACUGCUCCAUCUGCCUGAACGUCUACACAGACCCCGUCACCCUGAGGUGUGGACACAACUUCUGCUGGGGGUGCAUCGUUCGUGUGUUGGAUUCACAGUGGGGGACAGGAGCUUAUAGCUGCCCUGAGUGCAGGCAAAUAUUCAAUAAGCGGCCAGUAUUGUACAAGAACGUUACUCUGAGAAGUAUAGUGAAGCAUUUCCAGCCUCCACCAGGACAGAAAGGAAAGGCCGAGGUCAUCUGUACCUACUGUCUGCACUGCCCGGUACCUGCUGUGAAGUCCUGUGUGUUGUGUGAAGCUUCUCUGUGUGGAAAACACCUGAAAGUCCACAACAAAUCACCAAAACAUGCCUUGAGUGAGCCCACCACUUGCCUGGAGAACCGAAAAUGCUCCACCCACAAUGGAAUCCUGGAGUAUUACUGCCUCAAAGAUGAGAUGUGCAUCUGUGUUUACUGUCAGGUUGAUGGAGACCACAAUGGACACCAAGUUCAGUCUUUGAAUGAAGCCUCUGAAGAGAAGAAAGAGAAUCUUACAAAGGUUCUGGAGACACUGACCUCUAAGAAGAAGGAGGCUGAGACAAAAAUCCAGAAUCUACAAGAACGCCUGAAAAAAGAGAAGGCCAAGGCAGCUAAGAUGAAAGGUAACGUCAACACUCUGCUCACAGACCUUAGAAAACAAAUGGAGGACGUGGAGAGAAGGGUCCUUAGUGAGAUCUCUGGACAGGAAAAGCAGGUAUCAGUCUUCAUCUUGGACCAGAUCCAACAGCUGGAGAUAAAGAAGAACCAUCUGUCCAAUAACAUGGGUGAAAUCGAGGAGUUGUGUAAGAUGACUGAUCCCAUAACUGUCUUGCAAGACCCAAAAUGUCAAAACAAUUGGGGUCAAGAGGACGAUGAAGAUCUUUGUGAUCAGAAGGUUGAAGAUACAAGUGGCCUAGAUGAGGACCUGAUCAAGAAGUCCAUACAUCAACAAGUAUCUAAUGUGACAUCCCAUGUCAAUCCCUGGCUGUUUUUGCUGGACCCUGUGGACCUCUCGCUGGAUGUUAAUAUGGCUGCUAAUAAUCUAUGUACAUCAGAAAACUUGAAGACGGCAUCAUUGACUUAUGAAGACGAAGAAGUUCCAGAUUGCCCAGAGAGGUUU